Xyrauchen texanus (razorback sucker) is the source of this 7122-nucleotide messenger RNA. RefSeq names its product sperm associated antigen 9b (gene spag9b). The record is from RefSeq and is a predicted model, not a curated record. Gene Ontology annotation, biological process: vesicle-mediated transport. Gene Ontology annotation, cellular component: cytoplasm. The transcript has 29 exons. The coding region runs from base 328 to 4212 and encodes 1294 amino acids. Gene Ontology annotation, molecular function: kinesin binding; MAP kinase scaffold activity; signaling receptor complex adaptor activity. NCBI's taxonomy places the organism in Eukaryota, Metazoa, Chordata, Actinopteri, Cypriniformes, Catostomidae.
GCGUGAUGUCAUUAUGUGACGUUUAGGUCAACUACUCUCCGGACUGUAUUUAAUAACAACUGCUGUUUGGAGUAGAUUAUCCCUGUCAAAUUAGAACGGGUUAACGUUGUAAUUUAACAGAUUUGCUGUCACUUGAUCUUGAAGUCCCUUUCAAAAAGUUACUCGUAAAUGUACUCUUAACUACUAGACGUCGCGAAGUAAACAGUGAUCUCGACAGUUGACUGCGCUAGCUGACUGCUAGCGCGAGCUUAAAUUAAAGACAGCCCGCGUGCGCGCUUUAUAAAGAACUCGAGACGAUCCGAACAACGGGGAAAAAACGAAGUAAACAUGGAGUUAGAGGACGGCGUCCUUUACCAGGAGGACCCGGGAACUUCGGCGAUGAUGUCCGAGCGGGUGUCCGGCUUGGCGAGUUCCAUCUACCGCGAGUUCGAGCGGAUGAUACUUAAAUACGACGAGAACGUGGUCAAGGAACUUAUGCCACUUGUAGUGGCGGUUCUGGAGAACUUGGACUCGGUGUUCGCGGAGAACCAGGAGCACGAGGUGGAAUUGGAGCUGCUGAAGGAGGACAACGAGCAGCUCAUCACGCAGUAUGAACGCGAGAAAGCGUUGAGGAAGAGCGCCGAAGAGAGAUAUAUUGAGUGUGAGGACUCUCAAGAGCAGGACAAGAAAGAUCUGCAGAACCGUGUGCUGCUUCUUGAGGCCCAGACCAGACAGAUGGAGCUUAAGACCAAGAACUAUGCAGACCAGAUUGGAAGAUUAGAAGAGCGUGAAGCUGAGCUGAAGAAAGAAUACAAUGCCCUCCACCAGAGACACACAGAGAUGAUCCACAGUUACAUGGAGCACUUGGAACGUACCAAAUACCAGCAGCUGACAGGAGAAACCACAGACGCAGGAACUCUGUGCAGAAUUAAGAAGGAGCGCCCUGUCUCUCUUGGGAUUUUUUCAUUGCCAGGAAGUGAUGCGAUGACCCCCAAUCUGCAUAGAGAAGCUGUGGAUACUCCAGAAAACGACACAUGGAGAUACAACAACCUCAGCCACCUGCGAUCCAACACCAGCCUCAAGGAUGAACUUUGUGAUGUUAAUAAGGGAGAGUCUAAAUCAGCCACGGCCAUGUCGGCAGCAACCUCAGAUGUUGCCAUGGCGUCAGUGGACCCUCCCCGGGCAGAAGAGGCAGAGGGCCUGAAUAGGAACCUGGAUUCCAGCGGUGCUAAGCCAGACAGCAGUAAGAACAUCCGAGUACAGGAUGCUUUGGCAGCUGAGACGCCAUCUUCAGAUCAAAGUGAGAAGGCAGAGAGGUCAGAGGUUCAGGUGAUCAUUGAUUCCACACCAGAACUAGACAUGGACCUGAGUGGAUGCAAAGGGUCCAGCACUCCCACGAAAGGGAUAGAGAACAUGGCCUUUAACCGUAACACUGACUCUCUGUUUGAGGAGCUCUCCUCCGCAGGAACUGAUCUCAUUGGGGAUGUAGAUGAAGGUGCUGAUCUGCUGGGUAUGGGUCGAGAAGUUGAACACCUGAUCCAGGAGAACACUCAGCUAUUGGAGACAAAGAACGCCCUGAAUAUAGUGAAGAAUGAUCUGAUAGCUCGUGUUGAUGAGCUGGUCUGUGAGAAAGAUGUCCUUCAGGGAGAGGUGGAGGUCCUAAAACAGGCCAAAAACAAGUUAGAAGAGAGGAACAAGGAGCUGGAGGAGGAAAUCAAAAGAGUCCGGGCAGAGAUGGAGGAGGCCAAUCAGAAGGCAAAGGAGGAAGAUGAUAGUGACGUGCCCACAGCCCAGCGGAAGCGCUUUACACGAGUGGAGAUGGCACGUGUCCUUAUGGAGAGGAACCAGUAUAAAGAGAGACUGAUGGAGCUGCAGGAGGCUGUCAGGUGGACGGAGAUGAUACGAGCUUCACGAGAGAAUCCAGCCUUGACUGAGAAGAAAAAGUCCAGUAUCUGGCAGUUUUUCAGCAGGCUCUUCAGUUCGUCCUCCAGCACGGCAGCAAAGAAACCAGAAGCACCUGUUAACUUGAAGUACAACGCCCCAACUUCGCAGGUCGUCCCUUCAGUGAAGAAGAGGAGCAGCACCCUCGCUCAGCUGCCUAGUGACAAAUCCAAAGCCUUUGACUUCCUCAAUGAGGAGGCCGAGGUAGAGAAUGUAGUGUCACGUCGAGAGCAGAAGAGAGCUCAGUACAGGCAAGUGAAGGCUCAUGUACAGAAAGAGGAUGGCAGGAUGCAGGCCUAUGGAUGGAGUUUACCUCCAAAAUUCAAGGUUGCCAAUGGUGGACAAGCAGAUGAUAAGGUUAAAAAUCUGCCAGUGCCUGUCUAUCUCCGACCUUUAGAUGAGAAAGAUGCUUCUAUGAAGCUGUGGUGCGCAGCAGGAGUGAAUCUGUCGGGUGGAAAGACACGUGAUGGGGGAUCCAUUGUGGGAGCGAGUGUAUUCUAUAAAGAUGUGUCUGGAGGAGAGCAUGGUCCCCUCAGCCCCAGGCAAAAAAUAGGCUCUCAAAGCAGUCUGGACAGACUGGAUCAAGAACUUAAGGAUCAGGAGAAGGAACUAAGGCACCAGGACGAACUUUCCAGCCUGGUGUGGAUCUGCACCACCACACACCCCACCACUAAAGUCAUGGUCAUUGACGCUAACCAGCCUGGAAACAUCCUUGAGAGCUUUUUCGUCUGCAACUCUCAUGUUCUUUGCAUCGCCAGCGUGCCCGGUGCGCGUGAGACAGAUUACCCUGCUGGAGAGGAGGUGGCUGCAGACAGUGGUGAAGGGGCUUCUAAAGUCAACAGUGCAGCUAACAGUAGCUCUACUGGCUCUGAUGGAUGUCUGGAGGGCAUUACUGUAGUGGGCUGCUCUACAGAAGGAUCUGUGGCUAUCCCUCAAACUGUCUGCACAAACUCCAUAGAACCCACAGACUCCGAUGAGGUUUUGGGGCAGUAUAGGAAGGAUGCAGUAACUGCAGCAGAAGAAGCUCUGGAGGCCACCGAGAGCAGCAGCAACACGCCUGCAGAUGAGAGCCAACCGGGAAUCUACACAGAACAUGUCUUCACUGACCCACUAGGGGUGCAGAACAGCAGAGACACACCACUCACCUACACACAGAGGGAGUGUGAUCUGGUGAAGGAUGGUGUGAGCCCAGUGCCUGAGGAGCAGGACCUAAUGAGAGAGGAGGCUAGCAAGAUGAGCAGCGUCCUGCCCACCAUGUGGUUGGGGGCCCAGAACGGCUGCGUGUACGUGCACUCUUCUGUGGCACAGUGGAGGAAGUGCCUUCACUCUAUCAAAUUAAAGGAUUCCAUCCUGGGGAUUGUUCAUGUAAAAGGACGUGUUCUGGUAGCUUUGGCAGAUGGCACACUUGCAAUCUUCCACAGAGGUGUUGAUGGCCAAUGGGAUUUGACCAACUACCACCUAUUAGAUCUGGGCCGACCACAUCACUCUAUCCGCUGUAUGACUGUAGUGCAUGACAAGGUCUGGUGUGGCUACAGGAACAAGAUCUUUGUGGUGCAGCCCAAAGCCAUGAAGAUAGAGAAGGCCUUUGAUGCCCACCCUCGUAAGGAGAGCCAGGUGAGACAGCUGGCAUGGGAUGGGGAUGGCAUCUGGGUGUCUAUCCGUCUGGACUCAACCCUCCGAUUGUUCCACGCACACACGUACCAGCAUCUGCAGGACGUAGACAUUGAGCCCUACGUCAGCAAGAUGCUGGGGACUGGUAAGCUGGGCUUCUCCUUCGUGAGGAUCACCGCCCUGAUGGUGUCAUGUAACCGCCUGUGGGUCGGAACAGGAAAUGGCGUCAUCAUCUCCAUCCCUCUAUCAGAGCCAUCCAAAGUUACAACAGGAAUGUCAAAUCGUCCAGGCAGUGCGAUCCGUGUCUACAGUGAUGAAAACAGUGAUAAAGUCACACCGGGUACCUUUGUGCCUUUUUGCUCCAUGGCACAUGCCCAGCUCUGUUUCCAUGGACACAGGGACGCAGUCAAGUUCUUCACUGCUGUCCCAGGUCAGGUGGUCCCGUCUUCAGGUUCAGGGGGUGAGGCUGGUUCUGACAAGUCUUCAGAGUCGACCACGCCAGAGCAGGUCAAGUCUGUCCUGGUCAUGAGUGGAGGGGAGGGUUACAUUGACUUCAGGAUGGGGGAUGAGGCAGGGGACACUGAAAAUUUGGCUGAGCCCACCCUGAAGCUACAGCCCUUCCUGGCCAAAGCUGAACGUAGUCACCUUAUCGUGUGGCAGGUCAUGCCCAAUGAGGAGUGACUUAUUUCACUUCAUUUCGGUCUUUGCAAUAUCCAAAAGAAGCUCACCCCACUUCAGACUGUUGACUUUAUAUUUUCAUGAUUUUUUCCUUGUGCUUUGGAACUUUUUCAUUCAGCUUUGCUUUAUUUAAGAUAUUUGAAGCAUUGGCUUAUAUUAUUUGUCAUACAGAUCACAGUUUCCAUUAGAAGUAUGUUUAGCUUAAAUUCUGUUUGUCUUUGCAUUAUGAAUGAAGGUAACAGAAGCUUUUUGCACAUCGUCUUUGGCAAUACAAACAGCUCUGACUAUUUUACCCUUCUUCCUUUAAACAAAUAGAGAAUCCACACAAACAGGAAGCUGUUGGAUUGGAAAUAAUAUUGGAUAUGGAUUUUCAGUACUUCCAUUCCUAUUCUAUUUUAUAGGAUGGCAGCAGAAGGUACAAUGCUUAACUCUGGCCACAGUGCACCAUGCAACUAUUUGUUUGUGGGGAAAGGAAGGAAAAUACAAGCAAGUGAAAGACAAUUUGCACAAAGUGCUUUUUCAAUCCUUGCAUCAGUCCCACUUAAGAUGUGUAGGGUUUCUAUAAAAUACUGUGAUGCAGUAUCCUCAGUGUGUGGACUUUAAUAUCAAUUUGAAUGUUUCAGUUACCAAAGGAUACAGAAAAAAAAAGAAUGUUUUGAUAACCCCGUUGAUGGACUUCCAACAAAAACUUAAAAUCAUAAUCAAAGGCAUUUUUACACUCCUUUGUUAUGCAGUUCUAUCUUGACCAUGUACCACUGUCAGAAACAUCACAUGUUCUUCACGUUCACUGACCUUUUUAACACUAGAACGGUUUUUCGAAGGAACGGUAUUCCUUUGACUUAGUGUGUAGAUAAACAUGCAGAGGCAAAAGCAUAUUUUUAUGACACUUUUGUACAUUUUGUCUUUUAGACUUUAAUCUCUAAUCACAGGCCUCCGUGCUCCACCAAUAGUCAGCCAGUGUGCUGAUGCUGCACCGCUGUUCUGCUUGCAGUAGAGGUGCAGUGCUUCGUUUGCAGUUGUUCCUCCUCUCCACGAGAGCAGAGAUGACUUCAUAUUGCAAAGUAGUCAUUGCAGUAUUUAUUUCUAUGAAUGAGCCUUUGCAGUUCAGAAUGUAACAUUGUACAUUUGAAUAUAAAUAUAUAAAAAAGCGUAUGUAUAUGAAAUGUAGAUGUCUUGGAUAUGAUUUCUUACAGCGAUUUUUAAUGUAAAUCACUUCUUUGAGGCUGAUUGAUGUGAGUGAAUCAGUCUAAAUAAUUUACUUCAGAAAUGUACCUUUUCGAAGCUAUGCACUAUUUUUAAAGGAGAGUGUGUGUUUAUGUGGUGUAGAUGAAUGUGUUUUGUACAGCAUUUUGUAGGUGGGUGCAAAGGGAAGAGUGCUCUGUCCCAUAAUGUUGUCAGAUUCCUAUGAUGCUUGUGUCCUUACAGUAUGUUUAUUAUUUCCCCUAAUCUAUCUUAGCCUUAUACUUUUAGAAGUCUAUUAAACUGACAGAUUUGGGGGGCAUUUAAUUUUUUUUUUUUACUAUUGUUGUUAAUGGAAUCAAUUACAUUAUGAUUUUAAGACAACAGUAAUUACAUUUUGAAUACAGUAGAUAGCAUCUGUCCCUGCAACAAUUUACAAAACAGUAAUAUUUGAACAUCUUCAAGUAAACCUUCAUAUCAUAUUGUUUGUUCAAAUACAUUUGACGUCCCACUAUACAGUUUUGGAGAGCCAAAAAUGCAUAAAUGUCAUUGCAUUUCAUUAAAAAAUAUCAAACCUAGUGGCAUUUAUUUUUAAAGAAAGAUAGCACAAGCACACUUUUUAAUCAAGACAUUUCACAUUUAAUGUGUGUUGAAAAUAUAGUAAUUAUAGAGUGUUGCUGGUUACUGAUCUGAUGCUGAUUACAAAUUUCAUGAUUUAAAUGUUAAACUAAUGUAAUAUCUUGGGCCAUCUAAUCUGAUUACUUUCGGUGAUGCAUUGGAUAUACAGCUCUGAAAAAAAAUAAUGUGACUACUGCAAAAUGAUCAGUUUCUCUGGAUUUACUAUUUAUAGGUGUGUGUUUGAGUAAAGUGAACAUUUUUGUUUUAUCCUAAGUACUGACAACAUUUCUCCCAAAUUCCAAAUAAAUAUAUUGUCAUUUAGAGCAUUUAUUUGCAGAAAAUGACAAUUGGUGAAUGUAACAAAAAAGUUGCAGUGUUUUCAGCUGAAGCACCCCCAGAUCAUCAUCGAUCCUCCACAAAAUUUCAAAGUGGGUGCGAGACACUGGCUUGAUGGCCUCUCCAGGUCUCCGUCUAAUCAUUAAAUGAGCAGGUGGAGGAUCGGUGAUGAUCUGGGGGUGCUUCAGCAAGGUUGGAAUCGGGCAGAUUCUUCUUUGUGAAGGACACAUGAAUCAAGCCAUGUACCGUACAAGCUUAUCCUGGACGAGAACUUGCUUCCUUCUGCUCUUGACAAUGUUCCCCAACACUGAGGAUUGUUUUUUCCAGCAGGACAAUGCUCCAUACCACACAGCCAGGUCAAUCAAGGUGUGGAUGUAGGAGCAUCAGAUCAAGACCUUGUCAUGGCCAGCCCAAUCUCCAGACAUGAAACCCAUUGAAAACCUCUGGAAUGUGAUCAAGAGGAAAAUAGAUGGCCACAAACCAUCAGUCAAAUCCAAGCUGCUUGAAUUUGCACCAGGAGUGGCAUUAAGUCACCCAACAGCAAUGUGAAAGACUGGCAGAGAGCAUGCCAAGACACAUGAAAGCUGUGAGAAUCAUUGUUAUUCCACAAAAUAUUGAUUUUUGAACUCUUCAAGUUAAAACUUUAGUAUUGUGUUGUUUAAAAAUGAAUAUUAUCUUGUUUUCUUUGCAUUACACUGCAUAUUUUUAUUUUGACCAGUUGUCAUUUUCUGCAAAUAAAUGCUUUAAAUUACAAUAUUUAUUUAUUUGGGAGAAAUGUUG